Drosophila ananassae is the source of this 1123-nucleotide messenger RNA. RefSeq lists its product as uncharacterized. Bases 151 to 855 code for a protein of 234 amino acids. Lineage: Eukaryota; Metazoa; Arthropoda; Insecta; Diptera; Drosophilidae. The record is from RefSeq and is a predicted model, not a curated record. The transcript has a single exon.
GGCUGGCAUUUUAGUUUCAAUGAAGUUACAGUUGAUAGGAUCACACCGCAGAGAGUACUCCUAGUUUUCAUUCCCAUUUCGGUUACACACUUGCCAGCAUAUAUUUUCCAAAAGCUUUGUUUAGUUUCUGAUAUUUAUACACGAAUUAGGAUGGCAACAAUGCUAGAUACACCGAUAUUGUCCAUCUACGACAUGAUGAUGGACCGCCAGCGGGCUCUGAUCCGCGAAUCCCAGAAGAAGGCCAUGUACCGGGGAGCUUUCGGACUGCGCAGGCUGUUGGAAGAGAAGGCUGCUGCUGCGUCGGAUGCCAAGAAGCUUCCCGUGAAGCCGAAGAUGAUCAAGUCCAGGUUGAGUCUGCUGAAGGUCUCAUCGCCAUACUGUUUAACCCCGAAAUCGGAGACCCCUUUGCCGCCCAACACGAUCACCGCUGCCCAUUUGACCAAGAAGCAGUUGUCCAUCAAGGUGCAGCAGCCGGGCAAGAGGGAGGUGAUCAGCAAACUGGUCGAGCGAAUGUCCAAGGGAUGUCCCAAGACCACCAAUGAGUCGCCACACUUGAUCAAGAAGUCCAAGUCCAAGCAGCAGAUCAGCUUCCGCCGCAAAAAGAACUCGGCGCAGGGCACUUCGCAUGGGAAGAAGGGCAGCAAGUCCAGUGCGAACGGAGGCAAACGGUUGCCCUUGUCUCCCCGGAAGGCGGGAGGGGCUAACAAAGGCCACUCCAACUCCUCGGCUUCUCCAAAGCCCAAGUCCCCGAAGUCAGCUACCAAGAAGACGCGUCUGCAGGUUCUGAAGUCCAAACUAUCCCCUCCGCUUGCCAAAGUCAUCCAAACACCGCCAACCGGUCGCUGGAGGAUUUAGGAAUCUCAGCGGAUUAGGAAUGUGAAUGAAAACGUAUAGUUUGACAGAUUUGAGGUAUAAGCUGUCGCCAGAUUAGAGUAUGUUCUUCAUUUUAAAUGCUUUCACGUGGUAGUUACCAGGGUCCGUCACAAGUGAGUGUUCUGUGGCAGAUACUUUCGAUUACCAUGGGGAAAGUAGUCUUAAAUUGAUGGUUUGUUGCGGCGCUAAUGUAUUGUAAACUGGACUAAUUACUACUUCUUCUACUUCGAAAAUAAACUGAAAAUACCAA